Molecule: messenger RNA, 3964 nt
Organism: Talaromyces stipitatus ATCC 10500
Lineage: Eukaryota; Fungi; Ascomycota; Eurotiomycetes; Eurotiales; Trichocomaceae
Product: histone deacetylase complex subunit (Hos4), putative
Exons: 1
Coding region: 1-3783 (1260 amino acids)
Molecular function (GO): protein binding
Source: RefSeq, a predicted model, not a curated record
AUGAGUGAUGCAGACGGCCCUCCGUCGUCGUCGCUAGAUGCUGCCAGUACUGAUGGCCCCGAUAUGGUACAAAGGGACAAUGUAGCACGAAAGUCUUCACCGUCUCCUCAUCGACAGGAUGAGAAACCGUCGGCUUCUCCGGAUAAUGUCAACGUGGACCGAGAUGAAGGCAGCACAAGGGCAGACUCUGAAGCCGAGACCAUUAUUCAAUCCGGUCGGGAAUCUCUUUCGCCAGAGAAGAGAAGAAAACAUAUACACCAUGCUGCUCACGUAAGUGCUGACAAAGGGCGCCAUGGGGAUGGUUUGGCCGAUAAAGAGUCGUCUCCUAAUUUGAGAAAGCGCAAGCGUGCCGAGGAGGAUUUGCGAGAUAAUGAACAAUUUGUAUUUGCGACAAAACCUCGGUCUCGGACGUCAUCUUUGUCAUCUGUCGUGAAAAGAGAAGGAACAGAGACAACUGAGCCGGUCAAAGCUCGUCGAAACUCGCUACGCUCUCUUCCCGACUCUCGUCAGAAUCCUGAUGCUCAUCCGCGUUCUCGAAAGCGCAGUCCCAGUGGGAGUGUGAUGGAUGUUGAACUCACGGAUCAUGAUACUCAUAAUCAAGAACAUCGACGUCGUCAUUCAACUAAAGAGCGGGAAAGGCGGGAGAAUACUCAUCCAACAGCAACUUCCACAUCUUCGGUGUCAAAGAAUCGUUCAGUUUCACCUUCAUAUCACUCUCAUAAAAGAGCAUCAUCAGGCCCGCAGCAAGGAUCGAGUGAGAUUCGAAAACGGAAACUUCCGGCACCCUUAGCCAAUAACCAUCGCCGACAAAGUUCUGAGGAUCGACGGUCGGUUUCAUCAUCUGCCAGCGCUUCUCCAAUGCCAUCGGCGCGCUCACGGCGACUUACUUCUGAAGGUGCCCAUGUUUCUUCGGCUAAGCCCACAGCACACAAAAAGCAACGGGAUCAAAAUGGACGUACACGCCUUGCAAGAGCUUGCGCUGCUCAGGAGUUUGAAGCUGCAGUUGCACGCCAUGCUGAGCGACCAGAGGAUUUGAAUGUCGCAGAUAACGCGGGGAACACACCUCUUCAAAUCGCUGCGCUGGAAGGUUGCGCUCCAAUUGUCAAGUUUUUAUUGGAUGCCGGGUGUGAAAUCGACACGAGGAACAUUGAUAAGGACACACCUCUUAUAGAUGCCGUGGAAAAUGGUCAUUUGGAAGUCGUUAAGCUACUUCUCGACGCUGGCGCAAAUCCUCGAUUGGGUAAUGCGGAAGGUGAUGAACCGUACGAUCUAGUUCCGUCUGAUACGGAGGAUUAUGAAAAGAUUCGAAGGAUUAUUUCUCAUGCCAAAGCAAAUCCACCGCGUAAACGACGCUCCGAAGAACACGGGACUUCAUCGUCCGCUAAAGGCUCCGUUCCUCGUGCCACGUCCGGUGCCAGUCCAAGAGAGUCAUCUCCCGCACACAUGAUGAUCAGUCCGCCUCCAGGAUCGAGUACUUUUAGCAGGCGAAAAACCGUCCGAAGCGAGGCAACGCGCAAUGACCUUCUAUGGACAAAGGCGACGCCAGAGAAUCUUUGUAAUUUCGCUGCGAAGGGUGACAUGGCUGGCGUAGCCAAUAUAUUGAAUGUUAUCCAAAAAGCGGACACCGAAUCCCUGAUUGCGGCUGCCAAAGGUGGACACGAAGACGUCAUGUCUCUGUUAUUGGGAAUGGGUGAUGCGGAUGCAGAUCCAGAACCUGUUCAAAACUCAAAUUGCAAGCCUGGUUUUAAUACGCCCAUGCUGGCAGCUAUUGGUCGGGGAAAUCUGGCUAUUAUACGUCUGUUAUUGGAAUAUCCUGGAUUUAAUCCCGCGCGACGAUUGUAUAGAGGUCUUGCGUAUUACGAAAUUGCGGAAGAUCGCAAAGGCGAGAAUUGGGAGGAAGAAGUGGAGUUGUUGAAGAGAGCAUAUGAUAAGUAUAAAGGGAUGAAGAAAGCACGGAAGGCGGAGGCCAAAUCUCCCAAACGCUCGCGGGAACAAGAAAAGAGUUCUAAGAAGCCUGCCAGACAACAAUCUUCUUCUCCGGUUAGCACUCUUCGCAAGCCUGUUCGCAGUCCGGCAUCGUCUCGUUCUGUAGAUGUUGGCAAAGAGAGUAUCAAGAAGCGAGAUCCGUCGUUGCAAAGAAAGGAGAAAUUUGCCACUACCGUCCGUCAAAAGCCGACUACCCAGGAUGACGUUCUUAGCGAGCACUCUGUUGACCACGAAAUCUGCAAGCCGAAGAGAUCUCUUGCGCAUAGACGACAAAGUGAUGCGUCCACAGCAAAUCGUGGCGAUGACGUCCCCAAACGGCGCAGGCUGAUUGCCGGGCGACCCCCGGAUCGUGACCGACGCAGGCUCAGUCUUAUGUCAACUGAUUCCGUGUCCUCACGUGAAGAACCACCCAGGUCGCAUAUUCGUGUUACAAAGGACGGGAAAGAGAUUAAAGAUACCCUGGAAGUUCCAGUGAAGCUGAAACGUCCGCGCAACAGUGUUUCUCCGGAACGAUCACGCUCGCGAGGCUCGGAGCGCGGCAGAGCAUUUGAAGAUAUUUCGCAGAAAAAGAAACGUCGCUUGCAGCACGAAGAAAGCUCCCGCAAAUUGGUCAAUGGCACUCACAAGAAAAGUGAUGAAUCUUCAACAGAAGCUACUAAGGUUUCCGCUAGUAGAAAGGAUCAUCACGAAAUAGGCAAGAAUUCCAAGGAUGCGGUUUCAGAAAAGCGUGUUGUACGUACGGGUGAAGCCUCGAUUCCGGUGAAGCAGGAGCAUAAGAAGCAAGAUGUAGAAGAGCUUGAGCGCAUACCAAUGGAUGAGAACUCUGGUAAGGAAGCUGAGGCAUCUGCUGUCAAAGCGAAGGAAGAAAUGCUGCGAAAAGAGCGCGAUGCCCGCAAGGCCCAAGAGGAGGAAGAGAAGAAAGCAGCCGAACAAUUAGAGAAGGAGCGUGUCGCCAAAGAAGAAAAAGCAGCACGUAGAGCGGAAGAGCAAGCUCGCAUUGCCCGGGAACAAGGAGAGGAAGAGGAGCGCAAGCGUAAGGAAGUUGAGCAACGACGCGCCAGACAACAAGAGGAAGAACGACAGCGCAGGGCAGAACAAGAGCGACUGCGUAUUGCCAAACUUCGCAGGGAACACGAAGAACAAGAACAGCGGCGUCGCGAUGCGCUUCCAAACCGACUUCGAAUUUCUGCGAACCUUGUGGGAGCCAAUGACCCUCGCGCAAAAAGCCAUUCAUGGUUAAAGAAAUUCAUGCCUGUGGUCACUGCACGAACCAUACAACUAGACUCCUCGUGCGGGCCUGAGGUCGCAGAGGAGGUCUGGGUUCCCAACUUCUUAGUGGCGCCUCUUCUCGCAACCAAUGACUUGCAGCUGUCUCAAUAUGCCAGUUGGGAGAAACGGCAGGCGACUUAUACACAAAGGUUGAACCUGUGGCGUGUGACGCGACGAAUAUUGGUUCAAGGAGAUGAUAUGGAGGUGCCGUGCUCGUCUUUCGGGGAGGUAAUUCAACGAGACGGCGAAACACGGCCAAAAUACUUCGGUAUGGAACAUAUCUUCUGGGUCAAGUUAUCCGACUUCAUGGACCUAGUCCCUCAUAUUCCUCACCUCAACGGCCUUGACAUUGAAUUCCUGAAAAUGCACAUCGACCAAGAGCCUUCUUCGCAUGAACUCCCCGACUCUUUAGAUGGGCCCAAAGUCAAUGGUAAUGGGUAUUAUCCUUCUGAUCGCCAUGAAACGACAGCCACUGUGAAUGGCUUAACGAAUGGAUUCGGACACAGUCGUCCAAGUACAUAUGUUUGAUUCCUGCUGUUAGGCGACUAUUGUUACCGUUGCGAACCAAUAAUGCUGUUACGUUGGGCUGGUAAUUUCAUUUGUAUUACGUGUAUGAUUAUGAUACCUCUUACUGUUAGCAACGUAUAUGACAGUUUUUUUGAUUAGAGAAUUUUGGAAUGCCUCCAACGUGUGUUCGGUACUUCGCUUC